Messenger RNA from Penicillium malachiteum, 720 nucleotides. RefSeq lists its product as uncharacterized. NCBI's taxonomy places the organism in Eukaryota, Fungi, Ascomycota, Eurotiomycetes, Eurotiales, Aspergillaceae. The record is from RefSeq and is a predicted model, not a curated record. Bases 1 to 720 code for a protein of 239 amino acids. The transcript has a single exon.
AUGGCCAACGAUCGCUCCACCUCACCUAUCAACGUCCCCGCCUCCGAAUCCCGCCCUCGACGAGGCUCUAUUGCCUCAGGCUUGCCUUUCACUGAUCUCUUUUCGAAGCAGAAUAGUCAGUCGGCCAAAGAGGCCGCGAGUGCUCAGGCAAACCAACGACGACUGUCCAUCACUACACUGGGACUAUCCGGAUCCCCAACCCAGACAUCUGCCUUCGGAAGUCGCUCCUUCCGUCGAGGUAGUCUGUCCAGCUCGUGGGGAUCCAACGCCCAAAAUGAGGAUGCAGUGGCGGAGGAUGCUGAGGCAAACUCCCCCAACUCUCCCUUUGCUCGACGGACCUCGUUUGGAGCCCAGGCUCUCCGAGAGGCCAGAACUGGCAGCAUAGGCAAUGGUAGAGUACCCUCCUCCUUGCUCGCAGGGAGUAAUCCUCCUGCUCGCUCUGCAAGUAUCGCCACUUCUCCCCAGGAUGAGAGAUCUAACGCAUCCCGCCGAUUAGGCGAAGGCUUUAACUGGUCGGAAGCCCUCCGUACCAGAGCCGAACGUGCCCCGUCCAUCGGUGGCCCCGUUUCCCCUGCCUCAGCGGCCCGUCACCCCCACCACCAGCGUGCGGCCUCUAUUGCCUCUAUGGAGCAACCUAUUCGGGAAAUCCCUAAGCAGCCUAAGCAGAAAAAGCCCGAUUUCUUCCAGGAGAAGAUUCUCCGAGGCGAUUUUAUGGACUAG